UUUGUUAUCAAUGUAGGGCAAAUGUUCAUCUCUUGCCACAACUCAUCAGAUUUUGCAUAAAUUCCAAAGAUGUUGUAUUUCGGGUGAGAAAAUUGAUACAAAAAAAUCCUUUUGUUCAAAUUUAGAAGUAAUAAAGAGCUUCCUUGUUGAGUUGAAAUUGGUAAACAACAAAAAAUAAAAUCAAUGCGAUAAUUGUGCUAAUUUUGCAAACAACAUAAAGAAGCAUUGGUGCAUCAAUAUAAAAGCAACAGCAAAAGAUACUUACGUCUUCAAAGACCGACCCAACAUUUGCAGUGACUAGAAGCACAGGUAUUGUAGAAGACCCCAUUUUUCUCAGAUUUAUGUUGCACACGGUAACCAGCGGGUUUUCCGGCAUAUACAACAAAACUGCUACCCAAUUUUAAAGCCGUGCAUGAAAUGUCGUCAACCCCUGACAUAAAGUCCUCCUUACAAAAAUUUAGUCCUUUCGGGGCUGGAAUAAGCAAGAACCUAUUAACACCGUGUAGGAGAGUUGGAUUAUCCAGAAAACGAGGAAGCCUGAGUACCCCCAACAGCACAAUAAAAACACCAACAGAACGUCCAAACAUUAAUUUAUCCCAACAAGACUCAUCAGAAACCACACCUAUUCGUUAUUUAAGUGGAAAACAAUCGAAACAUGCAAGUAAAAAUGUAAAAUCUGAUGAGACAGUUUCCCUGCAUAGUACUGAAUCGUCUUGUAAGAAAGUGUUAGCUAAGAAUUUUUCAUUGGAGAAUUGUGAAGAAAAUUCCGCAUACAAAGAUAAAAUGAAAAAUCUAGAUCUGACCUUUGGAAGCAGUACUACUGAAUUGGGACUUCAUAGAGCAGAAGAACAAGAUAAUUUAACACCAAGAACCAAAAAUUAUGGCAAAGCAAAAGUGCAAAACUUUGAAAAUUCAACCCAAAAAGAAUUAAAUUUGGGACCUAUGGAAAUUUUCAGUCCUACUAAAUUGGGACUUGAUAGAGGAGGAGAACAGGAUAAUUUAACACCAAGAAACAACGAUUAUUGCAAAGCAAAAUUUGAAAAUUCAACCCAAAAAGAAUUAAAAUUGGAACCUGUGGACACUUUCGAAAAAACACAAGGUAUUGAAAUAGGAGCACAAGAAAAUAAAAAUAGUAUGAAUAUGGAAUCAGGCAAAAAGCAAAAUGAGGUUGAUACCAAAUGUAAAAGAUCCAGAAAAUUAAACAAACAAAUACCAAAAAAGCUGGAAAAUAAAAUAGACUAUGAUUCUGAUGAUGACUUUAAACCUCUAGAUGCAAAAUCAUUGAAAAAAAGAAAGUCAAGCACAGCUGACAAUAAAUUGAAAAAAGCAAAGUCUGUUAGUUUGAAAGAUUGUAAUGUUCCAUUGGAUAGGAUAGAUUCAGAAACGUUAAAAUCAAAAUCAUUCAUCACCUCUGACAAUGAGGAUUUAUAUGACAACGAAUUUACAGUGAUAAGAAAGAAAAAACGAUUUAUUCUAGAGGAUGAUAAUAACAGUUUAAAUAAUAGUCCACAAUCUGUAUUGUUGCCUAAAGUGGUUUCAAACAUACCUGAAGAUGAUGAAGAUAUGGCAUUCACAUCAACACCUGAACAAGAAAAAGGUGAAAAGAAGACUCUGAUAAAUUCAAUAACUGAGUUAGAGAAAAGCAUCAUACAGAAAAAGAAAAAGCUAGAGGAUUUAAAACAAGCUUCCAUAUAUAAGCAGAAGCAUAAUAUUGAAGAACUUGAUGCUUUGACUAACAGGUGGAAGACUGGUUGUGAGUUGGGACUUAAGUGCUUACUUAAGCAGUUGCAGGCACAUGGACCAAUAGAUAUGGCUACAUUAGUAGCAAACUUACAUAUUCCAGAUGAUGUGGUAGCUCAGCUAUCUUUAAGUGAUAAUUCUUAAAUACAUAAGAACCAAUUUUAUAUUUAUUUUGAAAUUAAAAAAUGUUACAAUUCUGGUAGUAUAUUUUAUUAACUGUAGCAAAAUUGUAUUGUAC
Acanthoscelides obtectus is the source of this 1978-nucleotide messenger RNA. Lineage: Eukaryota; Metazoa; Arthropoda; Insecta; Coleoptera; Chrysomelidae. The record is from the annotation of a GenBank genome assembly.